This is a messenger RNA of Aspergillus steynii IBT 23096, 1572 nucleotides long. Its product is annotated as tryptophan synthase. Gene Ontology annotation, cellular component: cytoplasm. Bases 1 to 1572 code for a protein of 523 amino acids. Lineage: Eukaryota; Fungi; Ascomycota; Eurotiomycetes; Eurotiales; Aspergillaceae. Gene Ontology annotation, molecular function: tryptophan synthase activity. Gene Ontology annotation, biological process: L-tryptophan biosynthetic process. The transcript has 2 exons. The record is from RefSeq and is a predicted model, not a curated record.
AUGAAUCACCCGCACCCGUACCCGCAUUUCACACACAACAUGCCCAAAUCAAUUCCAACAAAAUCUCUAACUAUACCACAACCCGAUAUCAUAUGCCAGACAUCCAAAUCCCAGCCAACCCCGAAUUUUAACUUCAUGUCGGGGUUGGAGGACCUCCGCAGGUUUCCUAAGGCACAAGCCGUCCGGCCGGGAUUUGAACCUCAGUGCCUGAGGCAGAAAGCUUAUGAUCACCGUAAACAACUUUACGCCAUGCUCACUGCUUCCCUGCCAUCUGCCAACUUGCAUAGCUUGAUCCAUAACAAGGAUCCCAGCACGGAGAGGUUCACACCUGCUCAUCCCCCAUCAUACCCUCCCGCUCAAUCCACCAGCCAUCUCCUCACCUUCCUCACCCCCUCCAGCACCAAAACAGACCAUCUCCCCAACCCUCCUAAACCCCCACUCGACCUCUCGUCGACCCGCUUCGGCUCCUUCGGCGGCCAAUUCGCCCCAGAGCUCCAAAUCGAGGCACUACACUCCCUAGCCUCUACCUUCCAGUCCACCAUCACCACCGACUCCUUCUGGCAGACGUAUCACGCCCACACACCCUUCUGCCCGACGCCUCUCCACCUCGCCAAGAACCUCACCCACCGCGCUACCGGCGCCACGAUCUGGCUGAAGCGCGAGGACCGAAACCCAUACCGCAGCCACCGCGCGCGCAGCAUCGUCGGUCAGAUCCUGUUCGCGAAACGGCUCGGCAGGCGCGAGAUCGUGACGGACUGCGGGUCUGCGUGUCAUGGGAUCGCGUGCGCCGGGCUCUGUGCACAGCUGGGUUUGAAAUGUACAGUGUACAUGGGGGUUGAUGAUGCGGCGAGGCAGUGCGCGGGCGUCCUGGAGAUGCAGCAGCUCGGGGCGGACGUUGUGCCGGUGGAGACGGGGGCUGGGUGUAGGACGCUCAAGGCGGCGGUGAAUUCGGCGAUUGCGCAUUCGCUGGAAGAUCAGGAGGGGGUUUAUUAUGUGAUGGGUGGGCCGAUUGGUGCGCAUCCGUUUCCGGUGAUUAAUCGGACGUUUCAGGCGGGAGUGGGCGAGGAGGUUAAGGUGCAGCUGGCGAGGGUGAUGGGAAGGGAGGAGGAUGGCUUGCCGGAUGCGUUGGUGAGUCCGUUGGGGGUGGGUGCGGCGGCGACGGGGCUUUUCGGUGCGUUUGCUGCGGAGAAGGGAGUGCGGAUGGUGGGUGUUGAGGCGGAGGGCGCGGCGCCGUUGAGUGGUGGCAGUGUGGGUGUGCUGCAUGGGUGUCGGACGAUGGUGUUGCAGGAUGAGGAUGGUCAGAUCGAGUCGACGCAGGCGAUGUCGCCGGAUAUGAACUUUCCGAGUGUUGGGCCGGAGUUGGCGCAUUGGAAGGGGAUGCAGAGGGUGGAGGUGAGCGCGGCUUCGGAUGAGGAGGCGUUGGAGGGAGUGAGGAUUCUGGCGGAAGAGGAGGACGUCGUGGCGGGUUUGAGUACGGGGUAUGCGGUGGCAGAGACGAUGAGGUUGGCAAGGGAGUUGGGACCGGGGCAGAAUGUGGUGUUGUUGGUGACGGGCAAAGAUGACGUUCAUUGA